Messenger RNA from Colletotrichum destructivum, 2770 nucleotides. RefSeq names its product Putative zn(2)Cys(6) fungal-type DNA-binding domain-containing protein. Lineage: Eukaryota; Fungi; Ascomycota; Sordariomycetes; Glomerellales; Glomerellaceae. The coding region runs from base 322 to 2439 and encodes 705 amino acids. Gene Ontology annotation, biological process: regulation of DNA-templated transcription. The record is from RefSeq and is a predicted model, not a curated record. The transcript is spliced from 5 exons. Gene Ontology annotation, molecular function: zinc ion binding; DNA-binding transcription factor activity, RNA polymerase II-specific.
AGGCAGUCAGCCACCCAUACAGUCAUCCAGCUUAUGCCAAUCUAAUCACUUACAUCCCACUGACCCCAUGCCUUUUUGAGGAGAGAGAUACCGAGCAAGAGAGCCACGGGGGGAGGGAACUAGAAUUCUUCCUGUAUGUGCCGUUAAACCAACCAACACCACGCUCGUAAGAAACUCGACGGAACAAAGCCACACAUACAUAUCCACACCCGUACCGUACAUGGCCAAAUAACGAAAACGAAAGCAAAAGCAAAAUCAAAAGUGGUUUUCCCCUUUCAAAUCACAACACCACCACGCCUGGCGAAUCCCCUCCUAACCUUCAUGUCGCACUCGUCGAAGCGUCGCCGCAUUAUUCUUCCCGCGCCCAGUGCCCAGCCCUCCGGUUCUCUCCCUCCUACACCCGCAACCGCAGCAGCAGCUGCGGCGGCGGCCCAGCAACCCUCCGCCUCUGCACGUGGAACGGGAGGACAGGCGACCAACAGCGAUGAGUCCUCGAGCAAGGCUUCGAACACCGAGGCCAGGAGUCAGAGCGUUGAGUCCUCAGAUGACCCGAAGCCGCGUGCAAUUGCGUCCAAGCGACAGGUCAUUGCCGUUGCUUGCGACAACUGUCGACGGAGAAAGGCCAAGUGCGAUGGCCAACGCCCGAAAUGCCAGCACUGCUCCAAGCGAGGCGUCGACUGCCACUACGAGGCGAACCAGGGCGAGACGGUGAGUCUCGCCCUCAAACGCAAGGCCAACGUCUUGGAGGUGGAAAACGCACAGUACAGAGACCUCUUCCGCAUGGUCUGCACCAAGACCGAGGACGAGGCAAAGGAAAUUUUCCGCCGCAUCCGAGUCUCGGGCGAUCCCCUCAGAGUUUUGGAGUCCAUCCGCCAGGCAGAAAUUCUGCUCCCCACGCUAUCGACGAAUGAUCGGUUACACGACUCGAGACUGGCCAAGAUCAACGAAAAAGCCCUCGAGAACAGCCCCAUCCGCGUGCCCGCCAAACCAUGGACCACCGUGGUAGACGAUGGUCUAGUGUCGGAGCUCAUCGCCGACUUCUUCAUCUGGGACAACGUGAGCUGUUUCCCGGCCAUCGAGCAAACCGUGUUUGUCGACGACAUGCGAGCCGGCAGCAUCAAGCAAGCCAAGUGGUGCUCGCCCGUCCUCGUCAAUGCUAUUUGUGCAGUUCGCGCACCAUUCCUCGAGAGCGCUAAACAGUUCAGUGCCGUCACUGGCAGAGACCUCGCCAGACUGUUCCGGGAGGAGGUUAUGCAGCUGCUGGAAAAAAGUCAUGGACGCGCCACAAUACCCACCAUUCUGGCACUCGUACUCGUCGACUGGUCGGCCAGCAUCGCUGGAGACGAGUCCGGCGCCAAGAUGUACCGCUUCAUGGCCUGGGAGCGGUACAAGCGAUUCAAACCCGAGCGGCGGUUCGCCAUGCUCAACAAAGACGACCCGGCCGAUGCUGUCGAGAUGUUGUGCAUUUCAAGGGCGGUAUGGGCCAUCUUCUUCAUGGAAAGUCGAAUCUCGUAUUUCUACAACACAGUCGCCGAUAUCCCCCCACCUUCAAUACCAAGAUUAUUCGACAACCACGGCAGAGACGCCAUCGAGCCAAGAGGCAACAUUGAUGUCCUCGGACGGCCGCACCUGGCAUCAACGAAUCAGAUACCCAUCGUGCCGGGCAUGGCCACUGUCGUGUCAAACCUCGCCUGUUUACAAUACGACAUCAUGCAGUACCUCACUUCCGGCAGCACCAUAAAGGGCAGCAUAGAAGACGUCAGGAGGAAGAAGCACUGGUAUUGCAGGUUACAGGAGUUUAGGGAGGCCUUGCCCACCCGUUUCCAUGUCGAAAUUAACUUCACUCCCGCGACCUGCUUCCUCAGGAUGCACGAGAACGAAAUGGCAUACGUUCUUCUGCAGUCCCUCCACCCAUCAACAAAGUUCGAUACCCCCUUUACGACACCUACCACUACCGUGAAAUCUCUCUGCCUGCAGCACUGCAUAUCCGACACGACCAUUGCAGAAGCAUACUUACAACGAUACAUCACCCACUCCUACAUUACCCGCCAAGUCUUUGUGGCUACGCAAAACCUGAUGCCGUUUCUCAACGACAACCACGCCGCCACGAGUGACCUGUUCACGCGCCUCUGCAUCAUCGGCGGCCUCUCUGCCCGUGUUGUUCGCAUGUCCAUGUACCUUCUGCAGGCGCUUCAAGCCAUGGCGUGGGCGAUGAAGUUGGAUAUACCCGCCGAAGCGAAGCAGUAUCUUGACCCCUGGGUGAAGUUGGCGAUCCAGGAGAGCGAGACGAGGCCCCCAAGCUACGCCGUGCCGGAUCGCGAAGAAAUCAAAGCGCUUCUGGCAGAUGACGACCAGAGUGAAGGAGGGGCCAGGGAAAGCGGCGCCGAACUUUGGGCUCUGGUCGAGAAGUGGGCUGUCAGUGGCGGCAAAGGUCCUUGAUAUGGAUCUCGUCGAUUGGACGUCUAUCCGGCCACGCCUUGGAGUCGUCGUAUUUGAACAUCAUCGUUGCAUUUGACCUUCUGGCUUUGCCAAUGUCAUGAGUUCGGGUCCCGAAAUGGACUUCUACCGCGUAUCUUCGCUCCUCAUGGGUUACCAGGCUGGACACAGAACCCCAAAUAGCCAACUGUCAUAGAGUUUCCCAGAUUCACUGGACGAAGUCGUCGAUGUCAACGCUUUGAUGUCAAUAUGCAACCACCGAAAAGAAGUCAUGUACAAGAAGUAUAUACAAUACACCGCGAACACUUGCGUACCCAUCAUCCAUCCAUCUGCC